Molecule: messenger RNA, 6062 nt
Organism: Oncorhynchus nerka (sockeye salmon)
Lineage: Eukaryota; Metazoa; Chordata; Actinopteri; Salmoniformes; Salmonidae
Exons: 28
Coding region: 127-5277 (1716 amino acids)
Source: RefSeq, a predicted model, not a curated record
AGAGGAAGUAUAAGGGCAGUUAAAUAUGUGUCAACCACAGAACUCACACUAACUGACAGCUAGUUGACUCACUGUACAAGACUUCUCCCCUUCAAUUCACUCUACUGCAGGGUGGGAGAUGCAACAAUGGUCUUGAGAACAGCAGGUGGUCGUCUUUCUCUGCUGGUCUUUCUCUGGUCUGUAGCAGUGGUACUGGGUCAGAAUGGCUGGAGUGUUACCUACACCAAGAAGAGUAUCUGUACCUUGAAGGGGUCAACAGUGGAGAUGUCCUGCUCUAUCAGAUAUCCCAGUUGGCAUAAAGUCACAACAACCUUCUGGUUCAUCAAAAAGUAUGAUGUGGAGAAUUAUGUAAAUCUGAGAAAGGACACAGACUACAAAGGUCGUGUGACGUACCCUAGUGAUAAGACGAAUGGCCACACCCUGAGAAUCACAGACCUGAGAGAGAGUGACUCAGCUGAGUACAAAUUCAGAUUUAUAACAGAUCAGACUGGAGGGAAAUAUUUUGGCUAUCCUGGAGUCACUCUGUCUGUUACAGACCUGCAGGUGAAGGUGACCACUACAUGGUGGUCAAUGACACUGACCUGUAGCACCACCUGUAUUCUGACUGGUAACCCCACCUACAUCUGGUACAGGAACAGUAACAUUGUACAAAAGGACUCCUCCCCCUCAUACACAAUCCACUUUAAAACUGAAGACAGCUUCUACUGUGCUGUAAAAGGCAUCAAAUCUCCUGCAGUGUCUGUUGAGGGUCACAGUUAUUUCCACGUGACUUACACCCAUCAGAGUAUCUGUACCUUGAAGGGGACAUCAGUAGACAUAUCCUGCUCUUAUACAUAUCCCAGUGGUCAUACAGUCUCAGAAACAAUCUGGUAUACAAAAGGAAAACUUAAUGAGGCGCCUCAAAUCCUGAGCCCGGGGUAUGGAGGUCGUGUGGAGUACCUUGGAAAUAUGCAGAGUGACUCCAUCCUGAGAAUCACAGACCUGAGAGAGGAGGAUUCAGCUGAGUAUAAGUUUAGAUUCAGAACAGAUCAGACAACCUGGGAGCCCACCUUCCCUGGAACAACUCUGACUGUCACAGGUCUGCAGGUGAAGGUGACUCCUGCCACUGUGACAGAGGGACAGAAGGUGACACUGACCUGUAGCACCACCUGUACUCUGGGUGACAACCCCACCUACAUCUGGUACAAGAAUGGACAUGUAAUCAACCAAUCUACCAGUCUGUUCCUAAACCCAGUCAGCAGUGAGGAUGCAGGCAGAUACUCCUGUUCUGUAGAAGGACAUGAGGAUCUCCCCUCUGAUGAAGAGACUCUCACUGUCACAUACGGCCCAAAGAACACCUCAGUGUCAGUCAGUCCCUCUGGUGAAAUAGUGGAGGGCAGUUCAGUGACUCUGAUCUGCAGCAGUGAUGCCAACCCACCUGUGGACAAAUACACCUGGUACAAGAAGAACGUAGCCUCACCAAAAGCAUCAGGACAGAGUUACAGCAUCACUAACAUCAUCUCUGAGGACAGAGGAGAAUAUUACUGUGAGGCCCAGAAUAGAAAAGGAUCUAUGAACUCUACAGCUCUGAUGAUCAUUGUAGCAGGGAAACCAACCUCCUUUAUGACUGCAGUUGUAGGAAUCAUAGUGGUUGUUCUGGUUCUCAUCCUCUGUUUCUCUGGCUUCAUGUGGUUCAGGAAGAAGGCCUCCAAAUCCACCUCUGACACAAGAGACACAUCAGAGAAUUUACAGGGAGACUCUAGUCCAGUGUAUGACAACAUCUCAAGCAUGGCCAUGACCUCUACUGCAGCACAGACAGAGUCCACAUACGACCAGGAUGAUGUUCACUAUGCCAGCGUCCACUUCUCUGGCUCCAAAAACCAGGAAGUGCCUCUGUACUCCACCGUCCAGCUGCCUCAGCCCCAGAUUCAGGACGAGGAUGUCCAGUAUGCUGCUGUGAAAUUCAGCCGCCCCAGUGCUGCCACCCGAUUUGAAAAAUGUACUUGUGUUUCAGCUGUUGAGGGUCACAGUUAUUUCCACGUGACUUACACCCAUCAGAGUAUCUGUACCUUGAAGGGGACAUCAGUAGACAUAUCCUGCUCUUAUACAUAUCCCAGUGGUCAUACAGUCUCAGAAACAAUCUGGUAUACAAAAGGAAAACUUAAUGAGGCGCCUCAAAUCCUGAGCCCGGGGUAUGGAGGUCGUGUGGAGUACCUUGGAAAUAUGCAGAGUGACUCCAUCCUGAGAAUCACAGACCUGAGAGAGGAGGAUUCAGCUGAGUAUAAGUUUAGAUUCAGAACAGAUCAGACAACCUGGGAGCCCACCUUCCCUGGAACAACUCUGACUGUCACAGGUCUGCAGGUGAAGGUGACUCCUGCCACUGUGACAGAGGGACAGAAGGUGACACUGACCUGUAGCACCACCUGUACUCUGGGUGACAACCCCACCUACAUCUGGUACAAGAAUGGACAUGUAAUCAACCAAUCUACCAGUCUGUUCCUAAACCCAGUCAGCAGUGAGGAUGCAGGCAGAUACUCCUGUUCUGUAGAAGGACAUGAGGAUCUCCCCUCUGAUGAAGAGACUCUCACUGUCACAUAUGGCCCAAAGAACACCUCAGUGUCAGUCAGUCCCUCUGGUGAAAUAGUGGAGGGCAGUUCAGUGACUCUGACCUGCAGCAGUGAUGCCAACCCACCUGUGGACAAAUACACCUGGUACAAGAAGAACGUAACCUCACCAAAAGCAUCAGGACAGAGUUACAGCAUCACUAACAUCAUCUCUGAGGACAGAGGAGAAUAUUACUGUGAGGCCCAGAAUGGAAGAGGUUCUAUGAACUCUACAGCUCAGAUGAUCAUUGUAGCAGGGAAACAAACAUCAGUUCUGACUGCAGCUGUAGGAAUCAUAGUGGUGGUUCUGGUUCUCAUCCUCUGUCUCUCUGGACUCAUGUGGUUCAGGAGAUCCACAGCAGGAAGUGAUGCCACAACAGGGAUACAGAGUGUCCAUCCUGAUCCUAACAGUGACACGUACACAGCUCUGAACAUGAAGACCAGGUCACCAGAGUAUGACACCCUGGCAAAUGUGAGGGACUCCCCCACUGUCACAAUCCCUCAGAUAGAUGCUGAUGCCUCCGAUUAUGAGAACUACAACCCGUCCUGGGGUGGAGCUGGAGAGCACCAGGCUGGUGAUCAGGUACCCAGACAGCUAAAUGCAGAGAACCCCUCCCUCUCCUCAGAGGACCAACCCUAUAGGCCUCAACACCUCCCCAGCCUCCCAGUACGCCUCCACAGGCUGGGAGAGUAUCGCCGCCCCAAGGCUGAGCUGGAGGCAGCGAAAGCCGAGAGGCGGUGGUAUGAGAAGGCAGCAGCACAGUCCAGUGUGGGCUAUUCCACCUCGCCGCACUGGCCUGGCUACGGGAGCAGUCAGCCAGACUGCAGGGUGGGAGAUGCAACAAUGGCCUUGAGAACAGCAGGUGGUCGUCUUUCUCUGGUGGUCUUUCUCUGGUCUGUAGCAGUGGUACUGGGUCAGUAUGGCUGGAGUGUUACCUACACCACUCAGAGUAUCUGUACCUUGAAGGGGUCAACAGUGGAGAUGUCCUGCUCUAUCAGAUAUCCCAGUUGGCAUAAAGUCACAACAACCUUCUGGUUCACCAAAAAGUAUGAUGUGGAGAAUUAUGUAAAUCUGAUAAAUGACUACAAUGGUCAUGUGACGUACCGUAGUGAUAAGACGAAUGGCCACACCCUGAGAUUCACAGACCUGAGAGAAAGUGACUCAGCUGAUUACAAAUUCAGAUUUAUAACAGAUCAGACUGGAGGGAAAUAUACUGGUGAUCCUGGAGUCACUCUGUCUGUUACAGACCUGCAGGUGAAGGUGACCACUACAUGGUGGUCAACGACACUGACCUGUAGCACCACCUGUACUCUGACUGACAACCCCAACCCCACCUACAUCUGGUACAGGAACAGUAAGAUUGUACAAGAGGACUCCUCCCCCUCAUACACAGUCUACUUUAAAACUGAAGACAGCUUCUACUGUGCUGUAAAAGGCAUCAAUUCUCCUGCAGUGUCUGUUGAGGGUCACAGUUAUUUCCACGUGACUUACACCCAUCAGAGGAUCUGUACCUUGAAGGGGACAUCAGUGGACAUAUCCUGCUCUUAUACUUAUCCCAGUGGGCAUACAGUUUCUGAAACAAUCUGGUAUACAAAAGGAAAACUUAAUGAGGCGCCUCAAAUCCUGAGCCCGGGGUAUGGAGGUCGUGUGGGGUACCUUGGAAAUAUGCAGAGUGACUCCAUCCUGAGAAUCACAGACCUGAGAGAGGAGGAUUCAGCUGAGUAUAAGUUUAGAUUCAGAACAGACCAGACAACCUGGGAUCCCACCUUCCCUGGAACAACUCUGACUGUCACAGGUCUGCAGGUGAAGGUGACUCCUGCCACUGUGACAGAGGGACAGAAGGUGACACUGACCUGUAGCACCACCUGUUCUCUGAGUGACAACCCCAAUGCCACCUACAUCUGGUACAAGAAUGGACAUGUAACCAACCAAUCUAACAGUCUGUUCCUAAACCCAGUCAGCAGUGAGGAUGCAGGCAGAUACUCCUGUUCUGUAGAAGGACAUGAGGAUCUCCCCUCUGCUGCAGAGACUCUCACUGUCACAUAUGGCCCAAAGAACACCUCAGUGUCAGUCAGUCCCUCUGGUGAAAUAGUGGAGGGCAGUUCAGUGACUCUGACCUGCAGCAGUGAUGCCAACCCACCUGUGGACAAAUACACCUGGUACAAGAAAAACGUAACCUCAGAAAAAGCAUCAGGACAGAGUUACAGCAUCACUAACAUCAUCUCUGAGGACAGAGGAGAAUACUACUGUGAGGCCCAGAAUGGAAGAGGAUCUAUGAACUCUACAGCUCUGAUGAUCAUUGUAGCAGGGAAACCAACCUCCUUUAUGACUGCAGUUGUAGGAAUCAUAGUGGUUGUUCUGGUUCUCAUCCUCUGUCUCUCUGGCUUCAUGUGGUUCCGGAAGAAGGCCUCCAAAUCCACCUCUGACACAAGAGACACAUCAGAGAAUGUACAGGGAGACUCUAGUCCAGUGUAUGACAACAUCUCAAGCAUGGCCAUGACCUCUACUGCAGCACAGACAGAGUCCACAGACAACCAGGAUGAUGUUCACUACGCCAGCGUCCACUUCUCUGGCUCCAAAAACCAGGAAGUGCCUCUAUACUCCACCGUCCAGCUGCCUCAGCCCCAGAUUCAGGACGAGGAUAUCCAGUAUGCUGCUGUGAAAUUCAGCCGCCCCAGUGCUGCCACCCGGUGAAUGUUUUCUGCCAUUACAACAGAGUCAAUACUAGAACACUGAACUCACAGACAUCAUCAAGGGCAUUCAUAUGCUGCUGUUUAUUGGAAGAGUAGACAAUGAUUUCAUCAAUAAGCAAAACGGUUGACCCCCUAGUGACAACUCAUUGUCCCUGAGAUCUCCCUCCAUCAAUAGUUGAAGCACAGAGGGAUGGCGGCACCUUCAUUGGGGAGGAUGGGCUCGUGGUGAUGGCCGGAGCAGAAUAAGUGGAAUGUUAUAAAAUACAUCAAACACAUGGUUUCCAUUCUAUUUGCCUCGUUCCAGCCAUUAUUAUGACCCGUUCUCACCUCAGCAACCUCCUUCAGGGCAAAGUGCAUUUCCUUGAACUCAUAAUAUGGUGUAACAAUGGACAUUUUGAAAAGUUGCACUCAGGCUUUGGGUCAAUUCCAUUUCGAUUUAGGAAAAUUCCAAUUCCAAUUGUUCCUCAUUGAAAAGCAUUGAGAAAAGAUGACAGUUUACUUCCUGAAUUGAAAUGUGUUUCUUAAGUGAUUGUUUUAGGCCAAUUUCUAGUCGUGUCUUUAGACUAAACUUUAGCAAAAAACAAAUCUGCACAAGACUAUACAGCUGCACUCUUAUCUGAUUCGAUGUAUGACAUUAACUUGGCGUUGAUAUUGAGACUGUCAAGCAUGAUACUAUAAGGCUUUUUGAAUCACUUAUCUAAAUGUGUUUCUUACUUUUUGUCAAAUGUGAUGAGUGGCCAGUGUUUGUUUAUCCAUGAGAAAAUGUUAAUAAAUGCUUUCAUCCUC